CAUAUGCUAUAAAUUGUCUGUCUUCAGGGUAUCAAAAAGCCUUUUACUGAGGUCAUUAAGGCCAACAUUGGUGAUGCCCACGCAAUGGGACAGAGGCCCAUCACCUUUCUUCGUCAGGUGGUGGCGCUAUGUACAUACCCAGAUCUGUUGGACAGCCCAAGUUUCCCAGAAGAUGCUAAAAACAGGGCCAGACGGAUCUUGCAGGGAUGUGGAGGAAAUAGUUUAGGGUCUUAUAGUGCCAGUCAAGGUGUAAAUUGCAUCCGUGAGGAUGUUGCAGCAUAUAUUGAAAGAAGAGAUGGAGGAGUUCCUGCAGAUCCAGAUAAUAUAUAUCUUACCACAGGGGCUAGCGAUGGAAUUGCUGCUAUUCUAAAACUUCUGGUCUCCGGAGGAGGGAAAACCCGAACUGGAGUGAUGAUCCCCAUCCCACAGUAUCCUUUGUAUUCAGCAGCCAUAUCUGAACUAGAUGCCAUCCAGGUGAACUAUUACCUGGAUGAAGAGAAUUGCUGGGCACUAGAUGUGAAUGAACUUGGUCGUUCCUUGAAUGAAGCUAAAGCAUACUGCAAUCCAAAGGUCCUUUGCAUCAUCAAUCCAGGAAAUCCUACUGGUCAGGUUCAAAGCAGACAGUGCAUUGAAGAUGUUAUACAUUUUGCUUGGGAGGAGAAACUCUUCCUUUUGGCUGAUGAGGUUUAUCAGGAUAACGUGUACUCCGAGGGAUGUCAGUUCCAUUCCUUCAAAAAGAUUCUGUAUGAGAUGGGACCAGAGUAUUACAACAAUGUAGAACUAGUCUCCUUCCAUUCCACCUCAAAGGGAUACAUGGGCGAGUGCGGCUACCGAGGAGGUUAUAUGGAAGUGAUUAAUUUGCAUCCAGAGAUCAAAGGACAGCUUGUUAAGCUUCUCUCUGUUCGUCUCUGUCCUCCAGUAUCUGGACAGGCAGCUAUGGAUAUUGUAGUGAAUCCUCCAGUACCUGAAGAAGAAUCUUACGUACAGUUCAUCAAGGAAAAGGAGUCUGUAUUAAACAAUCUUGCCAAAAAAGCUAAGCUAACAGAAGACUUGUUUAAUCAAGUACCAGGAAUUUACUGCAAUCCACUUCAGGGAGCUAUGUAUGCUUUCCCAAGGAUCUUUAUUCCUUCCAAAGCUAUUGAGGCAGCAAAGGGUAAUAAAAUGGCUCCUGACAUGUUCUACUGCAUGAAACUUCUGGAAGAAACUGGUAUCUGUGUCGUACCAGGCAGUGGGUUUGGCCAAAGAGAAGGAAGUUACCAUUUCAGAAUGACUAUUCUCCCUCCCGUAGAGAAACUGAAGAUUCUACUGGAGACAGUGAAAGACUUCCAUAUAAAGUUUCUGGAAGAAUAUGCAUGAAAGACAUUCUGAUUUCCCCACCACCACCCCCCAAAAACCAAAUGCAGAAAAUGAACAAAGAUGUGCUGAAAAUGAGCUAUUCAUCUAAACUGAGUUCACAAUAGUUAGAGCCCAUCUAUGGGAUAAAACUACUACUGUUUCCUGAACAAUUAAAUAUAAUACCUGGUGUGGAACAUA
Messenger RNA from Alligator sinensis (Chinese alligator), 1533 nucleotides. RefSeq names its product glutamic--pyruvic transaminase 2 (gene GPT2). Bases 85 to 1356 code for a protein of 423 amino acids. Lineage: Eukaryota; Metazoa; Chordata; Crocodylia; Alligatoridae. Gene Ontology annotation, molecular function: L-alanine:2-oxoglutarate transaminase activity; pyridoxal phosphate binding. Gene Ontology annotation, biological process: biosynthetic process. The transcript is spliced from 10 exons. The record is from RefSeq and is a predicted model, not a curated record.